This is a messenger RNA of Aptenodytes forsteri (emperor penguin), 1903 nucleotides long. It is a transcript of the gene MED30, whose product is annotated as mediator complex subunit 30. Bases 20 to 472 code for a protein of 150 amino acids. The record is from RefSeq and is a predicted model, not a curated record. Gene Ontology annotation, cellular component: mediator complex. Gene Ontology annotation, biological process: positive regulation of DNA-templated transcription. NCBI's taxonomy places the organism in Eukaryota, Metazoa, Chordata, Aves, Sphenisciformes, Spheniscidae. Gene Ontology annotation, molecular function: transcription coregulator activity. The transcript is spliced from 4 exons.
UCAGGGUUAACGUCAAGAGAUGUCAACUCCCCCUCUCGCUGGGGCAGGCAUGCCGCCUGGUGCUUUCUCAGGGACACAGGCUCAAGCAGCUAGGGAGGUAAAUACAGCUUCUCUCUGUCGAAUUGGCCAAGAAACUGUGCAGGACAUUGUGUUUCGAACCAUGGAAAUCUUCCAGUUACUGAGGAACAUGCAGUUACCAAAUGGUGUUACUUACCAUACUGGAACAUAUCAAGACAGACUGGGAAAGCUGCAGGAACAUCUCCGUCAGCUAUCGAUACUCUUCAGAAAACUGAGACUAGUCUAUGACAAAUGCAAUGAAAACUGUGCUGGGCUCGAUCCUGUUCCCAUAGAACAACUUAUUCCAUAUGUUGAAGAAGAUGGCUCCAAGCACGAUGAUCGUGGUGCUGCAAGCCAGCUUCGUUUUGCUAGUGAAGAGAGAAGGGAAAUCAUGGAAGUAAAUAAGAUGCUUUGAAAACAAAUGAAAUCCAGUUUGAAGGUUCCCUUGUCUAGCAUCAAGUGAAGAUCAAGCAAUUUACAGUUUCAUAACACUUGCACAAGAAAUGAAAACAGUCUUACAGAAUGAGUCUUUUGGGCAUAACUUACGUAAAGUUCACAUGAGCAUACCUAUGUAACAGUAUUUAACAGUACAAUGAGACAUGGAUGGAGAGAGAACACAAUCUGCAUAUCAGAGGUUAAUGGUUCUUCUUUCUAUCUGUGACUUGAAUAACCAUCACUGACUGUUCAGCCUUCAUUUCUAUUGAUGAAGGCUUUGAAAAAUCAUGAAAUGGCAUGCCCUCAAUAUCAGUGAGUGACAGCUUGCAUUAAACUAGUAGUUCUGAUGUAACAUUCAUUGAUUGUUUUAAGAUUGAAUGUUGAGGAUGGCAAACAAAUACAUUUAAAAACGCCACAGGUAUGAACAUGCUUGUUUAUCUCAUCCCUCUUGUGCUUUCUCAAGCAUCAAGAUCUUACAUUAUGAGCUUUUGUAGGGAGAGACUUGCAAUUCUGUCAUUUGGAUGCUGUGGUAACUACAUGCUUCUCAGUUUUCUCUCGUCUUUAGGAGUUGGAUAUCUGCUGUAUGUUGUGAAGUCUUGGAUUAGCAAAUGGAAAAGGAAGUGUUAGAUAAAUGCACAUAGUUAUCUUUUAAAAUACUUUUUAGUCUGUCAAAUGCUUUAUUAGAAAUUCUGAGUUAGUGCGCGUGAACUAUCCUACAUCUGUUUUUACACCCUUCUCAGGAGUCUGGAAUUGAGUGUUGUCUCUGCUUCCAGGGAAUGUGUCCACCAAAGUCUGUGUUCAGGAAUAUUUCCCUUACUCAAAGUACUAUGUUCCCCAUGUAAUCUAAGGCUAAUUACCAUAUUACUUCAGACCAUUUUUACAGGUCUCAAUUGAAUAGACUUCCUUUUUUUUUCUGGACUUCUUUCGCAGCUGACCAGCUGGGCAACUUAAAAAUAUUGGUGUGUUGCCCGCAUCAAAAUUCAGGAGACUGAUUUCAGGAUUUUGCUUCUUUUGUUGCUUCCUUUUAUCACUAUUCCAGUUACUUUGGUCGUGUUACUGAUUUGAGUCACCCUUUUAAUGUAUCGCCAUUUGUGCAGUGCAAAUAACAAAGUUAGUCAAACAUGAAACAUUUUGAAUAGUUUGUCCUCUUUUGAUCGUAGCAAGUCUUUCCUGUGCUUUCACUUUACUUGGAACUGUGGACUUCCCUAAUGAAUAAGUAGUUUGAUUUCUAAUGUAAGAAGGCUGACAUCUGACAUCAAAUCAGAAUGAAAUGAAGGACAUAGGUUGUUGUUAACAAUAGACAGUUACUUAGUUCUUGACAGCUUUGAUUUGAGCAGGAAAAUGAAUAAAUCAGACAAUAAAUAUGUGUAUUAUUGUGAAAUAUGAAAGGUUAGGGGGAUUGUGCGGUGUC